Aphanomyces invadans is the source of this 1296-nucleotide messenger RNA. RefSeq lists its product as hypothetical. Gene Ontology annotation, biological process: rRNA processing; ribosomal large subunit assembly. Gene Ontology annotation, cellular component: nucleolus. The transcript is spliced from 6 exons. Gene Ontology annotation, molecular function: 5S rRNA binding. The coding region runs from base 22 to 996 and encodes 324 amino acids. Lineage: Eukaryota; Oomycota; Saprolegniomycetes; Saprolegniales; Verrucalvaceae. The record is from RefSeq and is a predicted model, not a curated record.
GUCGGAAACACAACAACCAUCAUGGCACGGAAGCGAAAGUUGCAGACGAAAGCGCAGCGCAUCAAGGAGGUCGGCGCAGAGAUCGAGGCGUUCAUUGAGGAACAGGGAGAAGCUACUAAGCUCCAGAACUAUGGAGACGAGCAUCUGUUCGCGAUAGAUACGGCUGGGACCACGAGCAAGAAGGCCAAGAUCACCAAGGACCCGGCAGUUUGGUCCGGCAAAUUUAAACCGGAGAAGGCCAAAGGCUUGAAGUCUGCGAUCAAACGAAUUCAAGCCAAGCCAGUGGUUGUCACCAAACCCAAGAAAACCCCCGUGCUGGAAGCAUUGUGGGACGCUGAAGGCCAUGCUGCCACGCCUGCGUGGACCAAAGAUGUUGACGAGUAUGUGGCUCCUGCCAUCAUCAAAAAGAAGGCGCCGCUGAGCAAUGCGCCGUCUACCAAGCACAAGGUGAAGGCCGUCGAAGUGGCUGUGGACGGACAGUCGUAUCACCCUGAAGCCGCCGCACAUCAAGCCGUGUUGGCGCAAGCACAAGCGAAAAUUGAGGCCAAGCAAAAGCAGCGCGAAUUGGACCGGGCUCCUCUCGCCACCGGCAUCUCGAAUGACUACAUCAUGGAAUCCUCGGACGACGAAGACGGCGAAGACGACGAGACCAAGGACAACGAGGACAAGCCCAAGCUCAAAGCAAAAGAAAAACUCACGCGCAGCGACCGCAACCGACAAGCACGACACAAAGCGUUGGAAAAGCAGCUCGAACACCAGCGCGCCAACAAGAAGCUGCUCAAGCAAAUCAACAACGUCAAGACUUUGGAGUCGAGUGUGAAAAAAGACGAAAAAGUGUCGGCGAAUAAGCAGCAGCUGAAGACGCUCCUCAAGAAGCAGAAACUCGAGGAAGAGCCGGAAGUCAUGAUUGCCGGCAAGAAGCGAAAGGUCGAACGACCGACGUUGGUUGCGGCGCCGUCCGAACUCAGCGGCAACGUCCGUUCGCUCAAGGUUUGAAGCGUCUUGAAAGGGAAGGGCUUACACGUGAAUGAUCUGCAUAGCCCAAGGGAUCGGCCAUGAAGGACCGAUACGACAGUUUACUCAAGCGGAACAAGAUCGAAAUCGGCAAAACGACGCGCAACAAGUCCAAGUGGACCAAGUUUAUUCCUCGACACAAGUACAAGGACGAUUUCUCUGUGUAAAUCCGUCGCCGCGACAACAAUGCGAGCGCAUGUGCUAGAUAGACUGACUCGGAAUAUAUCAAACCAAUUGUGCAAGAUGCUGCUGACACUUGCGCUCCGUGGCACUCGAUGCUCG